GGUGCUUUGGCUUGCAUGUCAUCGCCGUCACAGCUUGAACUCACCUUCGGAAGCACGCUCAUUGGACUCUUGGUUAGCGGGGCACUGUAUGGUAUUACAUUGGGCCAGACUGUGACGUACUACCGUCGCUUCCGCAAAAAAGACAGGCCCUUUAUCCGGUGGCUCGUAUUUGUUCUAUGGGUUGCAGACACGUUACAUCUUGCUCUCUGUACCCAUACGAUUUACUGGUACCUGGUUUCCAACUAUCUCCGGCCCUCGGCGCUGUUAGAGACAGAGUGGAGUAUAAAUCUACAGACGGACUGUAACGGGUUCAUUGGCUUUCUGGUUGAAUGCUUCUUCGCAUGGAGGACUUGGCGCCUGAGCAAGAACUACUUCGUUACAGGGUGCAUAGUCAUACUUGCAUCGAUUCAUUUCGGACUUGGAGUUGUGUUCACCGUCAAAGCCUUCGAGAUUAAGGAGUUCUCGCGCUAUGAUACCCUUCUGUGGAUCGCCUGCACGGGGCUUGGAUCUGCAGCGGUCGCAGACAUGUUAAUCGCCGUUACAAUGUGCUGGUACCUUUACCAAAGCCGCACCGGGUUCCCGUCGACCGACUCCAUGAUCAAGACUUUGAUGUUAUACUCCCUCAACACUGGCUUGUUGACGAGUUUAAUCGCUUUGUCUUGUGUGAUCACGUAUGCAGUGAUGCCACUCACCUUCGUUUGGAUGGGUCUCUUUUGGGUGCUCGGGAAGUGUUACGUUAACUCGUUCCUAGCCACGUUAAACAGCAGAGAAUACAUUCGUCAAAAGGUGAACGACGGCGGGCCCUCCUUCAUCGACAUGUGUGACAUGCAGAGCAAGAGUCGUCGGCCCCAGAACGAGUCCCAAAUUCUCCCUGUUCAGAACUCGCUACCAAACAAACAUAGCAGCAGUGUCCAUCAUGGCUUGGAAUCAUCCUCGCCUAUAGCUGUCGUGGUGCAGACGGUGACGGAAUAUAGGACGGACUUCCAGACUCGGGAGAUGGACUCACCAACGGACCAUGGCAAGAGGACAACAUCUUUCGAGGAAUGCACACCGAUUUCCGCAUGGCCAUUGAACCGACAUGAUAAAAUAGCGGAUUCCAGUCAGUAGCUAGUACUAACUUGGCCCGUGGAGGUGGUAGAAAAUAGUUUGGUAGUCAGUGUCACACUAGAUCCUUCAGUUACUGUACGCUUGUACAAGCGGGAAUCAAGUGCGUUGUGAGGUUUGAGUCCCC
Messenger RNA from Stereum hirsutum FP-91666 SS1, 1231 nucleotides. RefSeq lists its product as uncharacterized. NCBI's taxonomy places the organism in Eukaryota, Fungi, Basidiomycota, Agaricomycetes, Russulales, Stereaceae. The record is from RefSeq and is a predicted model, not a curated record. Bases 16 to 1107 code for a protein of 363 amino acids. The transcript has 22 exons.